AUGGGCGACUCUUUGAAACGACAUGAUAUUCUAUAUUUUACUUGGAUGCAGCAGAGAGAAAGGAAGGUGUUCAGCCUGGACAGGUCAUGUAGCAGCAUCAUGCUGGUGUCCCAAGCUGGAAGAGCACAAAACUACAGCAAGUUUUCCUGUUUCUGGGAGACAGAGCCUGUAGGCUGUAGGAGGAUAAGCUGUGACUUCUUUCACAGAAAACCUCGUAAUAUAAAUGGACUUUAUUUGCCACCUAGUAACAAUGUCCCAUUGAAACAGGAUGUCCAAGGAGGCAUUCUGCAUCCAGCCCAUCGUCAGGACUCACUCAGAAAUCAAGACAAUGUUUUAGUACCAAUUCAUCCUCCACUGAUUAUAAACCUCAGUGAUGAAGAGGAUGAUGAAGAGGAUGAUGAAGAUGAUGAUGACGAGGAUGACAACUAUGUUUCUACCUGGAUGCCUAAGACUGUUAUAGAUAUUGAAGAGGAAAGAGCAAUACGGGAUAUAUGCUAUAAAUCUGGAGAGUAUUAUGGGAUUCAGAACCCUUACAAACACCAAUCAACAAAAACUGUGUCUUCACCAUGGCAAGAUGAGUUAUUACCCUUGGAAACUACUGAGCAAAACUUGCAGAAAGGUGAUGGCAACACUAUUCCUAUAAGAUUUAAUAAUACAAGAAAAGAAAAGGAGAGUUCAGAAAGGAGAGUAUCAAUAGAGACUAUUCCCAGAACAGACCUUAAAUCCUUUGACAGUGGAGAAACAAACUACACUGAACUGGUAAAGAACCACCACUUUAAGGAAGUAAAGGAAAAUAAAAGGAUUUCUGACGAGCGAAGAAAUUCAGCUAGUGCAGUAACUGGCAAAGGAAUUCACACUCCAGACCCCAAAGGAAAACCAGGUUAUCAACAAAGGUGUCAAAGUAAGGAUGAUGAAACUGCUUCUUCCAGUCCAUAUGGGAGAGACACUGGAAGAUACAAUCAUUUAAAUUCUCCAGAACCUCGACGAUCAGCUUAUGUCGUCUACCGGACUGUCACUCAAAAACCAAAAUUCAAUGGACCUACAGCAGUACCUGAGUCCUAUGGUCAGAAAGGCUCCAAACAAAAGAAUCAGCCUGAUGCCAAUAGGAGAUUUUGGACACAAACAGAAAACUAUGGCAAAUAUACUUCAGGAUCUUCUAAUUCACCAGCUUGGAGGAAAAGAAAUCCACAAGCAAAACCAUUCUCUAAAUUUAAAAUAACCACUCAGAAUAAAGAAGACAUGGAAGUGAAUAAAAAAGGAGAAAAAGAAACCUGUAAAGGGAAAUAA
This is a messenger RNA of Melospiza melodia melodia, 1287 nucleotides long. RefSeq names its product chromosome 4 C12orf50 homolog (gene ZC3H11D). The transcript has 11 exons. Lineage: Eukaryota; Metazoa; Chordata; Aves; Passeriformes; Passerellidae. The record is from RefSeq and is a predicted model, not a curated record. Bases 1 to 1287 code for a protein of 428 amino acids.